UCAGUUUUGGUAUCUGCUAAAUACAUGUACCUAUAACUAUAUAUAACUAUAAAAAUGAAUUAUGCUGUUUCAAGCUUGGAUGUGUUGUGCAGUUCUUGACAUCAAGAGACGCCCACUGCAUAAUUGUAUACGUUUUGAAAACGAAUUCAUCCCGUUAAACAUGUUGAAGGUCACUAUUAGAGAGAUGUAUGAUCAAAGUUUCUAAUUGGCUUGUUUUGGAAAUUGGAGCGAACGUGGCGUUCCCUGCGCGUCUUCUACGUCAUGUCAUAUGGUGGCAUUUUGUUCACACGCAACUUUGGAUAGGCAGGAACCGCCGGCAUUUAACAGCGCCAAGACACCUUAUCAAGCGUCAGCAAUAGAGCUACUCCCGGAUUUAAACCCGGAUAGAAGUCUAGCUUAUCGGAGUGAUCUUGUUUCAAGAGCGGCAAGUUGCGUUCCUCAUUCAAGCAUUGUAGGAGCUUCUUGGGAGGCGUGAAAGUCUUACAGUCAUCAGGACGCCUGCAAUACAAAGAUUCCCCGGGGUAAAUUCCCUGAAGAUGAACGAGUUUGAAUUCCACCAAGUUUGAGUCUGAGUCGUUUGGCAAGUCUGCAAAGAUGAACAGAAACGGGACAAAUCGCCAGUUGGUCCAGCUGAGUGGAGGACCUUUGAACAGAAUACUGGUAUCCUGCAUUGUACUAUGCCUCAUUGCUGUAGCUGUCUCUGAUGAGGAUUAUUAUAAAUUACUUGCUGUGUCCAAAGAAUCAAGCACUAGAGAGAUUCGACAGGCCUUCAAGAAGCUGGCCCUAAUUAUGCACCCAGACAAAAAUCCAAAUGAUGAUACUGCCCAUGAUAAGUUCCUGAAGAUCACCCGAGCUUAUGAGGUGCUGAAGGAUGAGGACCUGAGGAAAAAGUAUGACAAGUAUGGAGAGAAGGGACUGGAUGAGCAACAGAGUGGACGAUAUGAAAGCUGGAACUUUUACAGAUACGAUUUCGGUAUCUAUGACGAUGAUCUGGAGGUCAUCACUUUAGACAGAGGAGACUUUGAUGCGGCGGUCAAUUCUGGGGAGCUGUGGUUCAUAAAUUUCUACUUCCCUCGCUGUUCGCACUGCCAUGACCUUGCCCCAACGUGGAGGGAGUUUGCCAAGGAAAUGGAUGGGGUGAUUAGGAUCGGUGCUGUGAACUGCGGCGACAACGGGAGGGUGUGCCGCAGCAAGGGUGUCUCCAGUUAUCCCAGCCUGUACAUGUUCAAAGCUGGAAUGAAUGCUGAGAAGUACUUUGGAGACCGGUCGAAAGACAGCUUGACAAAGUUUGCCAUGCAGUUUGUGAAGAGCAGAGUCACUGAGCUUUGGCAAGGAAACAUCUUCACUGAGAUCGACAAUGCAUUUGCAGCCCGGAUAGGGUGGUUGAUUACUUUCUGUGCAGACACGGGAGAUUGCCUGGAGUCUCAAACAAGGCUGAAACUAGCUGGAAUGUUGGAGGGUCUGGUCAAUGUUGGCUGGAUGGACUGCUCCACGCAAGCAGAUCUUUGUGAGAGUUUCGAGGUGACCUCGAGCACAACAGCUUUUUUCCCCCCUGGAAGCAUGCUGAAAAACAAAGGAAGUGUGCUGUUCCUCCAGAGUCUGGAUGCGAGAGAGAUUUAUACCCAGGUGCUGCAGCAUCUCCCUGAGCUGGAGACCCUCUCAAAGGAUUCCUUUGAGCCGAAACUGGCUCGUCAUCGCUGGCUGGUUAGCUUCACGUUCGGACAAACCGGAUUGGCCUCCCAUGAAUACAAGAAGCUGAGUGCCCUCCUCAAACACGACAACAUUCAGGUCGGCAAGGUUGACUGUCUCACUGAGGUCGAGCUCUGUAGUUCCCUCUACAUUCAGAAGCCCUGCCUCGCCGUCUUCAAAGGCCUUGGCACUCACGACUUUGAGAUUCAUCACGGCAAGGACGUGCUGUACAACAUUGUGGCCUUCGCUAAGGAGAGCGUGAAGGCCCAUGUCACCACACUGAGGCCUGAGAACUUCCCCAGCCACGAGAAGGAGCCCUGGCUGGUGGACUUCUUUGCCCCUUGGUGUCCUCCCUGCCGGGCCCUGCUGCCUGAGCUGAGGAAGGCCUCCAUUCAGCUGGUUGGACAGAUGAAGUUUGGGACGCUGGACUGCACCAUCCACGACAGACUGUGCAGCACGUAUAAUAUCCAAGCGUACCCGACCACCGUCAUCUUCAACAAGUCCAGCAUCCACGAGUACGAGGGCCACCACUCGGCAGAUGGUAUCCUGGAGUUUAUUGAGGACCUGGUCAACCCGGUGGUGGUGACCCUGAAUCCGGACACCUUCCCUGAGCUGGUGAAGAGGAGGAAGUCAGAAGUGAUGUGGAUGGUGGACUUCUACGCUCCGUGGUGCGGCCCAUGCCAGGCCCUGCUGCCCGAGUGGAGGAGAGUGGCACGGAUGCUGAACGGGAUGAUAAACGUUGGCACUGUGGACUGCCAGAAGCACCACUCCUUUUGCCAGGGCGAGGGGGUGCGGGCCUACCCAGAGAUCCGCCUCUACUCGCACAGUGCCGCCCGAAGCGACCAGUACCAAGGUUACAGUGGCUGGCACAGAGAUGCACAUUCCAUUCGCACCUGGGCAAUGGGGUUCCUGCCCAGGGCGUCAGUGGACCUAUCCCCAGAGGACUUCAAGAACCGGGUCCUUGGGGGCACUGAGCACUGGGUGCUGGACUUCUACGCCCCCUGGUGUGGGCCCUGCCAGCACUUCGCCCCAGAGUUUGAGGCCCUCGCACGGACGAUGAAGGGCGUGGUGCGGGCCGGCAAAGUGGACUGUCAGGCUCACCAUCAGGCCUGCCAGAGCGCCGGAGUCAGGGCCUACCCAACCGUCCGCUUCUACCCGUACCUUGGCACCAAGAGGCGGGACCACGGCGGCGAGCCCAUCAACAGCCACGACGCCGGCGUCAUCGCCGACAUCCUGCGGCAGCGCCUCCAGCAACUAUCGCCAUGGUUACAGGCCAAGUCCACCAAACUCGGGGAUGAACUAUAAAAGGAAAUCAAGGAAAUUAAAGUUUUUAGUUGAUGAGCAGAUGGAAAGGAUUGGAGGAAAAAGGAAAUCACGGAGACACACACACACACACACACACACACACACACACACACACACACACACACACACACAAACAAAAACAAAAGACUCUGCUCAGAGGUUUGUUUAAGGUUUAUCGCAAAGGAUCAGGGGAUGAGAUUCCUCCAUUUGAACUCUUGUCUGUUUCACCGUCAUCUGGGAGCCAGCUUCUCUCACGGAGUUGACUCGCACCUCACCUUACAGAAGACGGUUCACCAAAAAAGUUACUGAUUUAGGAAGAGGACGCCAGUACUCCAUACGAUGCCUGUCCAAAGUCACUGGACAUCUGUCCUUAUAAUCUGAAUGUACUGUUUGAUUAUGUAGUGCUAUAUUUAUGACUUGUACAGCAAUGGUGGGCUAAAGCUACUGUCAUUUUGAUCUGAUAACUGUAACAGUGUUUCACCGAGGACCUCAACGGGUUAGUGUUGUGAAUGCUGUAUGCAUUUUCUGCUUGUUUAUUUACGAUCAUGCACAGAACUACAUUACAUUUUUUUUUUUUUUUUUUUU
Clupea harengus (Atlantic herring) is the source of this 3579-nucleotide messenger RNA. It is a transcript of the gene dnajc10, whose product is annotated as DnaJ heat shock protein family (Hsp40) member C10. Gene Ontology annotation, molecular function: oxidoreductase activity, acting on a sulfur group of donors, disulfide as acceptor; misfolded protein binding; protein-disulfide reductase activity. NCBI's taxonomy places the organism in Eukaryota, Metazoa, Chordata, Actinopteri, Clupeiformes, Clupeidae. The record is from RefSeq and is a predicted model, not a curated record. Gene Ontology annotation, biological process: IRE1-mediated unfolded protein response. Gene Ontology annotation, cellular component: endoplasmic reticulum lumen.